This is a messenger RNA of Monopterus albus (swamp eel), 1931 nucleotides long. Its product is annotated as class E basic helix-loop-helix protein 40-like. NCBI's taxonomy places the organism in Eukaryota, Metazoa, Chordata, Actinopteri, Synbranchiformes, Synbranchidae. Gene Ontology annotation, molecular function: DNA binding; protein dimerization activity. The transcript has 5 exons. The record is from RefSeq and is a predicted model, not a curated record. Gene Ontology annotation, biological process: regulation of DNA-templated transcription. The coding region runs from base 426 to 1712 and encodes 428 amino acids.
GUGGGCCGUCCCUCCGCCGAGAAAAUGGCACCGUUUAACACGUGAGCCUCAUGUGACAGAGGUAGGUCAGGCUGAGCGGAGAGUCAGAGGGUUUAUUUAACUCGUCUCUCUAAACUCCCCCACUUUCCCAACGCGCCACCGAAAGGGUUACCUUCCUUCUGCGUCGGGUCCACGGCGUGGAACUAGCAGGGACUGACCAGAAAGCGUUUUCACACCCAAAUUAACCUUUAUAUGAAGUAGACUAGUGUUAAAUAAUGACAAAUUAGUACAAAUUUUGAUCUUGGUUCGAGCUAUUUUGUGCAGUUCACAAUCUACAGCUUUGCAACUUUUUUUUAUCUUUAUUAUUUUUUUUAAUUAAUGCGUGUUAACUUGUGACGGCACUGGAAAAGUACCACGGCUUUAACCGCGUAAUUGGAGUAAAAACAAUGGAGCGAAUUCCAAGCGCGCAACCGCCUCCGCUGUCCACACACCAGGCUGAUCUGUCAGACGUGCAGGGGAUGGAUUUCCCGAUGUAUGUAUAUAAACCUAGACGGGGAGUGAAGCGAGGAGAGGAGAGCAAGGACACGUACAAGCUGCCCCACAGACUUAUUGAGAAGAAAAGGCGUGACCGGAUAAACGAGUGCAUCGCUCAGCUGAAAGAUUUAUUACCAGAGCACCUGAAACUCACGACUUUGGGCCAUCUGGAGAAGGCUGUGGUUUUAGAGCUUACACUCAAGCAUGUGAAAGCCCUCACCUCUCUGCUGGAGCAGCAGCAGCAAAAGAUCCUGGCUUUGCAGAAUGGCAUGCAAAUUGAGCAGUCUCCUGUCAGCCAGGAGAAGUCAGAGGAGAUGUUCUACUCUGGCUUCCACAUGUGUGCAAAGGAGGUUCUUCAGUAUUUAACCAACUGUGAGACUGAUGGAGACUUCACGCCAUCCCAUGUCAUCAACCACAUUCAGAAAUUAGCAGCAGAGGUGCUACAAAGUCCGAUCCGACCCCGCACCCCUCUCAGCCCCCGACCUGAAGAAAUCCCUGCCUACGUCCAGCACCAGCCUCACAAGGAGAUGCCCACCAGCUUUCCCCCUAAACCCAGCGAGGGCUAUGGGAGGAACUGCGUGCCUGUUAUCCAGCGGGUGUAUGCUCCUCUGAGUGGUGAGCAGAGCGGCAGUGAUACAGAUACAGACAGCGGCUAUGGAGGAGAGCUGGAGAAGAAUGAAUCUGGGGCACCACAGGGACGUCCAGAUUACUAUGCUCAGGAGAGCCAGCUGAAACGAGCGCUGUGUGAGAGGCAGAGCUCCGGCAUCAAGCAGGAGGAUGACGAGCCACGGCACAAACGACCCCGCGUGGAGUCAUCUGAGGACGAGCUGCUGUCAGGUGGAGAGUUGUCAUCUUCACCGUCCUCUAGCGGCUACGGUAGUUACAUGAGUGUAUCCCCCACCCAUCCACCUCCUCCACAUCCCCUCUGCAUGCCUUUCUACCUCAUCCCACCCUCUGCUGCAGCCUACCUGCCAAUGCUGGAAAAAUGCUGGUACCCCGGGGCUGUUCCCAUGCUCUGCCCUGGCAUGGGAGGCUCCACACCCGCCAUGCCCAACGAAAGACCGCCUGCACCUCAGCUAGUGUUGUCUCCCAAGGGAGGCUCUCCAGCUCCAGCCAUAUCUCAGACCCCAAUGGACUCCCCUGCCCUCCUUCAGGCACUCAAGCAGGUACCACCCCUUAACCUGGAAACCAAAGACUGAAGGAUCAGACAAAAGGUGAAGAUAAUCCUCUUCAAGUACCUAAGACCAGAGUAGCCGGAGGGAGAAGAUGACUGAGCCAUUCCAUGAUCCAUCCUCAUUCCUCUCCUCUGUUCCUCAGCCUGGUGGUCAAACAGCAAAUGUGAGGACUUACAGAAAAGAUCAAGGAGAGGUGGGUGGGGGAUGCAGAGCUCUGGUUGAAUGUUUAAUACUCAGUACAAU